UUAUUUCAAGUUGUAAUGACUACAAAACCAGUUUCUGAAAUAGAAUUAUAUGAAUGGAGUAAAUGUUUAAUUGAUCCAUCAGCGAAAUUAAUUGAUCGUUCACGUGCUCUAUGGGGAUUACGUCAUGCGAAAGAAUCAUUAGCACUUGAAUUAUUAGCUGAUUUUAUUUGUAAUUAUAUUCAACCAUCCCCUGUAGCUAAUGAUUUAUUACAACAUGAAGCAGCUUAUUGUCUUGGACAACGUGGUGAUUCAAAAGCUGUACCGUAUCUUUUACAAGUAUUAACUAAUGAUAAACAUGUUACACUUAUCCGACAUGAAGCUGCUGAAGCAUUAGCUGCAUUAAGUGAAUGUGAUCAUGUUGAUGAUAUUGACAUGAUUGAGAAAGCUUUAAAACAAUUUACACAUUCACCUAUUAUUGAGUUGGCUGAAACAUGUCAAGUCGGUUUGAGUCGUAUUGAAUGGAUCAAAAACAAGAAAAUAGCACAACAUAAAGAUUCUCAAACAUCCAAUGAUUUAGCCAGACAAUUUUUUCCAAAUACAAUUGAUCCAGCGCAUAGUUUUACUAAUGAUGAUCAAUACUAUACUGAUGAACAAUUACGUGAUUUAUUAAUGGAUCCCAAUGAAAAUUUAUUUACACGUUAUCGUGCAUUGUUUACUUUACGCGAUCGUGUUCUACAAGCAAUCAUUGAUAAAACAUCUCCAGAAAAACCAGCUAAUCUAUUAGCUGAAGGAAUAACAGCAUCAAAUAGUGCAUUACUUAGACAUGAAGUUGCUUUUGUUUUGGGACAAUUAACAAUAGCUAGUACUGUUCCAUAUCUAACAAAAUGUUUACGUCAAUUAGAUGAACAUCCAAUGGUAAGACAUGAAGCUGCUGAAGCACUUGGUUCGAUUCUAGGCGAAUUAGAAGGAAAAUAUUUAACAAGUAAUGUAAAAAGUUCUGUACCAAAAGAAUUUGAACAUCAUGCACGUGAAGUAUUAGAAGAAUUUACAAAAGAUAAAGAGCCAGUAGUUCGUGAAAGUUGUAUAUUAGCUUUGGAUAUUGCGGAAUAUAUUGCAUCACCAGAACAAUUUCAAUAUGCUUCUGUGCCACAAAAUUAACUAUUACUACUUGCUACAUAAGUAGUAGUAUCAAUAAUACACUC
This is a messenger RNA of Schistosoma turkestanicum, 1142 nucleotides long. Lineage: Eukaryota; Metazoa; Platyhelminthes; Trematoda; Strigeidida; Schistosomatidae. The record is from the annotation of a GenBank genome assembly.